UAGAUGUAUACUAAACUCCACGUGUUGAAACUUUGAAGUGUACCACAUUAGAAGAUGAAUUUAGUGUGGUUGGUGCUAUUAUACCAGUCCAAUUGGAUUGCAGCAAGCUCACUCAGAAUCUGUCAAAUGGAAAUAAAAUAUCAGAGGCGGAUGCUACGAUUUCGUAGGUUUGUUUGUUGAUGGGAUUUCGGGAACUGCAUUCAAGCAAAACUAUUUUCACUUUCUAAGAACUAGAAGAUAUAUGCACACAUCUUUCAUAAAACAGAGUUUCUUAAAUUCAGUAAAGAAGAAGAAGAAGAAGAAAUGCCAUCAGGCAGGUUUUUUGGUUCAUUGUCAACACCAAGGGUUGAUUUUACAAUUGACACCGGCAAUCAUAUUCUGAAUCACACUAUAGAUGGUUUCUUGAAGAUUGGAACUGUUGCGGCUACGAGGUCAAUUGCAGAUGAUUCAUUUAAGGCCAUCAAUAGAGGGAAGAUAUCAAAACACUGUUUGGAGCACUCUGUCAAGAAGAUGUGCAAAGAGGGUGCUUAUUGGGGAACAGUAGCUGGAGUAUAUGUGGGAAUGGAGUAUGGGGUAGGGAGGAUCCGUGGCACAACGGACUGGAAGAACGCCAUGAUCGGAGGAGCCCUAACAGGGGCUGUCAUCUCGGCGGCCACCAACAAUGACAAAGAACGAAUUGUAUCCGAUGCACUCACAGGAGGUGCAAUUGCAACUGCCUCAGUGUUCCUGAACAACAUGUGAAAACAACAGCAAAACUGAUUUUGCUUAUUUUCUUGCACAUCAA
Messenger RNA from Hibiscus syriacus, 784 nucleotides. RefSeq names its product outer envelope pore protein 16, chloroplastic-like. The record is from RefSeq and is a predicted model, not a curated record. The coding region runs from base 304 to 741 and encodes 145 amino acids. The transcript has 6 exons. Lineage: Eukaryota; Viridiplantae; Streptophyta; Magnoliopsida; Malvales; Malvaceae. Gene Ontology annotation, molecular function: amino acid transmembrane transporter activity. Gene Ontology annotation, biological process: protein import into chloroplast stroma. Gene Ontology annotation, cellular component: chloroplast outer membrane.